AUGUGCAAAGGAGAAGACAGGCCGGACAGGCCGGAAUUCUCCUGGACUCGUUUGAACAUAUCCUCGGCAGGAACGCCUGUGUCCAACACCGAGGAUUUUGUCACGGGAAAGGAGUCGAAAGUGCUCUGGUCAUGGAUAAAGCUCUUCAUAAGCUUUCUUCGCAACAUGAUCAACCUUUCCGUCUUCCUUUUGAGAGGCCCUUUCAGCACGCUAUUGCUGCGAUUCGUCACCCCAGCCUUGCAGCCCCUCCGACGCCCAUUCGUGGCGCGCGUUACCUCCUGGAUUGUCGAGCAAGUCUUGUACCGAGUGUGCGAUGACGUGCGGGGGCUUGAGGUCAGAGUGGAUGCAGACUCGUCCCUGGCGCUCCUGCGAGGAGAAAUCACGGGGAUCUCGAUCACCGCGUCCUACGUGCGACUACUGGACGUCAGCAUCUCAGGGGACGUGGGGAUCUACACGGACUCGAUCCGCUUCGUGCCUGACAACCAGAGCUCAGCAUCAGGACAGGGCAUCGAAGGAUCAGGACUCACCAUCGCUGAGCCCUUUGCGGUCUCUCUGGUGUGCAAGAUGACAGAGACAGACGUCAACUCGUCUCCUCCCGUUGUUGGCGUCCUCAAGGACCUCCUCGUCUUCCUCGUCAGGUUUGGGCUCUCGGCCGGUGCGCGAAAGACGAUAGGAGGAAGAUACGGGAAGGAGGACAGCUUCAACACGACAGACGUCGAGCUCAACCACAUCGAACUGAACCAGGACGGGACGCUGCGAGUCAGUGCUGCCCUGGUCUUCGACAGCUCUAGAAACGGAACGCGGCUCCCUCUCUCCAUCAGACUCGGGCUGGAGCUAGAGGAGGGAGGGAGAGUCAUCAUCGUGAAGCAGCCUGAGCUCGUCACCAAGGGUCUCUUCAACUCGGAAGUUUUUGUUCCCUUCAUGCCGCUGGCUAAGUCCGGAGCAGACCUGGGUCCUGACUUUCACCUGAGCAACCUCAUCAUCCGCAAGGGAGUGAUAGAAGCGGAGGGAAUCGUUGUCGUCCGUCCUCCUUCAACCAUGAGGGUGGAGCAGGAGAUCAACGCUCUGGUAGGGAACGCGGACGAGGACGAGCUGGAGGAGUUGCGCAAGUACGAGCAGAAGCAGCGUGAAGCGAGUUCCAUGAAGCUGGGGAGCAAACUAGAGCUUGUCCGCAUGAAGGUGGAGAACGAAGCUCGCCUGUCUCGAUGGGCCUCGUCCGAACGUCAGAGGAGACGCUCUGAGCGCCUGCAGAGCGUCCGGCGAGCAUCGAAGCAUGUUUUGAGUCCUCUACAGGCCAUGAAUCAGAAUCUGAGCAUGCGACUGAAGUGGAACAGCUCCCGAAGGACCUCAUACCUUCCUAGGGGCAGCUGGAAUGCCUCAAGUCUCUUGGGUUUUCCCUUUCAAUCGCCGGUAGGUGCUGAUCUCCUGCCUGCCGUCUCCUCCUCCUCCUCUUGCUCGCUCUACCGCUCUGACUCCACAUCUCUGCAGUCCUACAUCGCAGACCUCAAGGACGCGACUUGGAAGGGCACUGUUCUUCUAGGGAAUGUCACCUCCAGCAGGAGGCUGAUACGGGCAGCAGACGGCUCCUCCUCCUCUGGCUUCUGGCUGAGAGAUGUGGGACAGAGCAGCACAAAGAUGCUCAACAAGAUUCUUUGGGGGGAGCGGCAGAACAUAUCCUCCUCCUCCUCCUCCUCCUCCUCCUCCUCCUCCUCCUUGGAAUCAGCGAAUGCUUCCUUGUCACGGAGAUAUGGAGUAGAAGGACGGGGAUCACGUGGGUCAAACCUGACGUAUGGCAGCAACAGGUCGUCGGGGUGGAGGAGAGAUCCAGUCCUCACUGACGUGGUUCCUCUCUACGAUCACGAAUAUUCGCCAAACCCUGCGGGAGGAGAACGAGGGGCUGAGCUGAGGGCCAGGAGUGCUGCGGAUGCUGGGAACAAGCCAAGAAGGGAGGGGAGGCGAGACGGAAGGCCAUCCAAGCGCGAGAUCCUGUCUCAGUGCUUCAACGCGGUAACGUGA
Messenger RNA from Guillardia theta CCMP2712, 2016 nucleotides. RefSeq lists its product as hypothetical. The record is from RefSeq and is a predicted model, not a curated record. Lineage: Eukaryota; Cryptophyceae; Pyrenomonadales; Geminigeraceae. The transcript has a single exon. Bases 1 to 2016 code for a protein of 671 amino acids.